CGAGAUUAUCGAAACAAAGAAAGAAUUACCUUGUUCCGUUCAGUCGUCAGUUGGCCAACAGAAGAGGAAUCAGUUGUGGGGGAUCGCGUUUCAUGAAAGAAUCUUUGAUAUGGUUUUACUUCAGUUCAACUUGCAAAUAUUAAAUGCGUAUUAGCAGUUUCUGUCGUAAUUGCGACCGCUGUGAAUCGAAACAUCCGACUGAUUAUCACUUAUCGCGAACAAUUUUGAAAUCAAACUGGAUGAUAGUGAAAAAAGUUACUAAAGCUGUUAAGACAUUGGUCCUUUUCAUUCAAUGGGAGACAGUCCUGGUUGUGUAGCUCUAGCCGAAAAUUUUAUAUUAUUUUUGACUGCUUAGUGCACAAAGAGGAUUAUUGAAAAAAGGAAGUCAUUGCGGGAGCAAAAGGAGUUUGGAAGUAAGAAAAUAUAAAAUCAAGUGCAGUUUUCUUUUGAAUACACACACCCAGCUGUAGAGCAUUUUGGAUUGGUAUAUUAAUGUUACAUAUACUACAUUACUCGGAGAGAAGCGUGGAAAGUUUUUCAACAAAACGCAAAACAAGCGGAUGUGUGCGAAGCAAUCACACCAAUCACAGAACCAGUGAAACAGACAGACGGGCAAAAUAAUCGAACAGCUGAGAAACCUUGAGAGUAAAUUCGUGAGUGUGUAGAAUAAACACCAAAACGGAAAGAAACAAGUGACCUGAGAUCACAGUGGCCAUAGGUUGAACCGGUUAAGCAAAGAAGUUAUUGAAUAUAAUAUUGCUGCAAAAAUCGAAGCGAUAAUGCCCUGGUAUGCUCCUUGGACCAACGUGAUAAAGAAAAAAGUAUGCCGCUUCCUUCUUCAGCGCUACCUGGGUCAGUUCCUCGAGGAAAAGCUCAGUCUAGAUCAGCUGAAUGUUGAUUUCUACAAUGGAACCGGUACAGUGUAUGAUGUCACUCUGUACUGCCAGGCAUUGAACGAUCUCUGCGAAGGACAGGGUUGGGGUGUCGAAGUGAUUGGCGGACAUAUUGGAGCAGUGACGGUCAACAUCCCCUAUGAUGCUCCGCUGGCCAAGGACAGUUCUAUUGAGGUGACAAAUCUGUCAAUCAGUCUUCGACCAAAAGCCCGUUUUACUGAUGGCACCUCCAUGUUCGAAUCGAUGUGGUCAUCCAUGUCUAGUUCGAUGCAGUUGGCUCAGGAGUGUCUGGAGCGGGAAGGUUGCAGCGCCGAGACGCCAUCAGCUGCUCCGACUAACACAAUUGAAGGCCUGGAAAAGUUUGCGCAAAUUAUUGACAACGUUCUUAAUCGUAUCAAAGCCAGACUGGUUAAUACGGAAGUGCGUAUCGAAUACUUACCCCCUGGAAGUGAUUGUGGAGUUGCACUUAUAGUGAAAAUAAAAAGUAUCGAGUACCAGAAUGAAGCUGGAAAUGAUCCGCCCGAUCGCAAGGAUAGUUUCAGUGAGGACGGUAGCUUGCCACAACAGCAGGAACCCAAACAAAAAUCUUUCCUUAUCUCAACACAUGUGACGCAUCAUGUUUGCAUGGAAGGAGUUACAUUUUAUACGGAAGAAUUCCGGAUACAUAAUCCUAGACAGCAACAACGACAGCAUCAAGAAUUUUUCCGUAAGCGUGAUAGUCUAAUUGCCAGUGAGCAGUUUUUAAGUACAAUAUCGGAUUUACCGACGGAUCCAACAUUGACGGCAGGAGCAACCAUAGGGGGAAAGGAAUUUCUUAGCUAUGCAAAUGUAUGUGAUAGUAGCAAUAUUAAUAAUAGUUUUAAACAAUCCGAAAGUAUGGGGAAUGCCACUGGGGUUUCGGAUGAUGAUGAUCACGAAGAAGACUCUAUACAGUACUUUCAUUCGGGAGAAGUUUUAACAGGCAAGAUAACUUCCAAGCAGGAAAUACGGAUUAGAAUGAAACAGGCAUGUAAUCUUACUGGUCCUAAUGUAGAAUUGGAAAUGUCUCUGGGAUGUUUGCAGCUUUUUUUGUCACCACGGCAACUACACGCGAUUGUACUGCUUAGUAAUACUUUUCUUGGAUUCAACGAAAUGCCCACUCCAACGAAGUGCGCUCCGCCUGAUUUGAAUUCCAAACCAAAACGAUUAGAUGAGACAGAACUGGAUUUUAAACAUAAUAUCAGUCGCAUGUCUGGAGGGAUCGGCCUUAACCAAGGUUGGUCCCUAGCGGAUCCCACGCAAACAAUGGUUCAAGAUCACGUGGGAUUUUCAGUGAAUGAUUUUCUAGAAGAUGAGAGAGUUUCGGAAAUGGUGGAGUCUUCCAACAGUUCAAUGACCAGUUCGUUCACGUCUUCAAGUAUGGCAUCGCGAACAACUUCUGCUAGCAGAAGACGUAUCAUUGAUCCUGAUGCCGAUGCAGAUAUUUCUAAGUUUAAUAUCAGAGUAGCAGCUGUAGCGUUGGUUUUAUUACACGAGGACAUUUUGGUGGAAAGUAGUCAAACGGAUUCUCAACAGUCUCCAUUGAGCGAAGCAAGUGUUCAAAAAUUGCACAAUAAAACUGAACAUUUUUUUUGGUCUGUUGGUAACUUAGGCCUCGGGGCUGGUGCGAAUGAUAUCCUGAAUGCUGGUCUUAUAAUGGAUGCUGGUUGUGAUUGCAGUCAUUUGCGGUUGCUCAUGGCACCUAUUAUACUGGAAGGAGAGGAACAGCGAAAUCGACUAGGAACUGUGUUACGUUUUUCGAUUUCUGUUGCUAGGGCAGAUCUUCGAGAAAUCUUAACGGAUACGUCUGUACCCUUAGUUGAAUUCUAUCGGAAGAACAACUCAAGUGCGCUGCCAAAGCGACCGGAACUGGUACUGAACUUCAAGCAAACUUGUAACGCUCUCAAAGGAUCAAGUGGGAAAAGAUUUACUCCUCCCAAAACAGAGAUUCGUCUUUCACUUGGUUCUUUUCUUACCGAAUUCGACAUUACUCUCCUAGAUCGGCUAAGCUCUUUAAUUUAUCAGUAUCCCUUUGCUGCUUACUAUAACCAAACGACCCCAGUGAAUUCUCCGACAUCAUCCAGUGUGCCAGGGUCCACAAAUCGGAAAAUGGAGCCGAAAUGCGAAAUACAUGUGGAAGCUCCACUAAUUGACUUCCGACUGCGUUUCCCAAUCCCUGACCUGAGACCCAUCCACGACCCACAGCGAAUUCCCUGGUGGCGUCGCAACAUCCGACCAGACUUUAUUCUAAUUAAUCUCCAACAAGCUCGUGGAGUAAUAACACUAAAUCCACAUCCUAUUUACGACAUUUCGGCAAACGAAAUCCAGUUCUUCUACCAUGAAAGUGAACUAAAGACCGACAAUGUAAAUAUUGGCAAAGCUGUGAUGACAGAUAAUGUUCUAGAUAGUAAGUUUGCUGAUCAGAAGAAGCAGGAUAGAGCAGGAUUCGAAUAUCCACGAAUAGUUAUAGAAAUUCCAAGUGAUACUGCCAUUCAGCUACUACAGGAACCAAGUAUGCAAGACACGUCCGAUCAGAGUAAUCGUGUUGUACAGUGUGAGGAAAGUGAUAGCGACCAAACGUCUGGUGAGAGUAUAGAGGUUAAAAUGAAUAAAAGUAAAGCUGAUACACCAUUUAGCGCAAAACGUGUGUGCCGGGAAAGUGACACCCCCCAUACUAAAGCCUCUGCGGAUGAUCCAGAAACACUUACUCUCCCUGGUGAUUGUGAGGAAUUAAACAAAUUCUGCCAAGCUGCUAUGGGCAUAAGUAAGGUGCAAAUUAGAAUAGAUUUUCCUGUUGUCAGCUUCCAAUUAAAAUCAAAGCACCUCUAUGAGGUUAUUUACAAUCGUAUUAGUACUGAUCUUUUAUUGUGGGAACCGAGUGCACCAGCUGCAAAUGUUGCGACAGAGGCUAGUGCCAAUGUGAGUGCGUCUAAGGUAGCAUUUGACGAAUCGCCAUUCGGGUUAGCAAAUAUGGGAAUGAUGGACAGCAUUUAUGUUCCUUUUACAAUGUGUCAGAGUGCUAUUCAGUUAGAUUCCAGCUCAUCGACUACCAACUCCGAAUCUGAAUCUGAUUCAGAUGGAAUAUUUUAUUCCGUGUAUGAUCGGAACAACCGUCGAUUACUAGGAAAGGACGAUGAGGCAGAAUACUCCGACCAGCGCAAGCACAAUAGCCGACGCCGAGCACAACAGCACAGAAAAGCAUCAUUUGUUGAUAGGAGUAACGCUAUUUCUUUUCAUUUAAAAAUUGGUCAUGGUAUGCUGACUAUGUUUGCCCCUGUUCGGGAUGCACAAAAUCAUGUUAUACCUGGUCAAUUAGGAGAGUUUAUAAUGAAACUGCAGUCAGCUAGUAUCUUUUCUGUGAAUGGUUUUCAUGGAGAUAACAAUCUAGGUUAUCUAUGCAUUCAAGGGAAAGCGGCUGAUGUAUAUCAUUGCGGUUUAAUUCCCACACCAGCUGCCAAUCCACCACUACGGUUAGUGAAUAGUGUACUUCCGGCGCAUGUUUUUAGUACCCUUUAUCCCACACCUAAAAAUUUGACUAUAAAUGAGCAGCGCGGUUGCUCCAACCGAGAAAUGUUUACAAUGGCCAUUCAAAUCAAGACUGUACCCGAGCAAAGUAUCAAACGAAUUCGCAUGGCAGCGGGUGUACAACUGACCACCUUGCGGCAUCACUCGACUUUACCCCAGCAUUCGUGGUUGACUCAAUUGCUUGAUAUGUUUAAUGUUGUAGACUAUCCUGUGCAUGGAUAUACUCCUUUUGGCGUUAUUACUGAAAUGCAUCUGCAUUUGUGGGACUGCGCGAUAGAUUACCGGCCUUUGUAUUUCCCAUAUAGGGCUGUUAUCACUAUCGGAUCGUUUAUGAUUAGUAGUAAUAUUACGAAUGAAAGUUCAGGUUUAACGCUACGAUUCAUUGCGGAAGAUGCAACCUUAUGUCUAGCGCCUCAAAUUUCUGCCAUGUUACCAGUGAUAAAUGAAAAAGAAAAUCAGAGGAGAAAGAGUAGCAGUAGUAAUACCGGAAUACGCGAUGACAACAAAGUAACCGUUUUACCUGCCAACGCGCUAGUAUGUUUGGUGGAGUUGGGUCUGUUUGAGAUUUCUCUUCGUUUGAAUGAAAAGGCCACAAGUUCUUUUCCAAAGCUUGAUCUUCGGACUGCGAUGAAUGAUGUUCAUGUGCGUACUUGCGCUGAUUCUGGUAGAGCGCUGGCCCAACUUAUUCGUUAUCUCGCUGAAGAAGGUGAUUUGUUGGCACAGGACGACGUUUCCAGCGAUUCAGAAACUAAUGAAACGAUAGCCGUUUUGCCUAUGAGUGGUGAAUCUGAGGGUGAUCUUUUGCCAGUGAAACCUAAUUGUGCGCCAGAGGUAACCCCCAAGCAACAACAAAGAGUUAACACUCUGAUGGCUGACGCAAUGGAAGAAAGUUUGUAUCUACAAAGUAAUGUCGGCGAUCUGCGAGACGAUCAGAUUAUAGCAGAUGGCGAAGGCGUAGAAGUGUUCUUCUUUCCCGACGAAGAUCAAAGCUCGACAGCUGCAAAGAAAAAGUUGAUGAAUAAUCUUGUUUCAGACAACAGUAACAAAAGACGUUUCACUUCCGACGAUGAUUCUCUGAGUAUAGAAGAAGGUUCAAGUGUUCCUUCGUCGUACCAGGAUGAUGAUCACUACUUAAAGCCACGACAAUUCGAUGAGCAAUCAGAAGACACUGGAAGUGUCAAUACUGAAAUGAGAGAUUUACUCAAUUUCGAAUGUUCGGUAAUGGGACUGGAGAAGGAGCAUGAUGUGGAUGAAGAAGUGGUAGAAGCGUUGCCUCAGGUAACAAUGGAUCUCGGCGAUGUCAACAAGUUUGAUAUGCCAAAGCAGUUAAACAACGCUACCAAAAAUGAUCAAAGAAAAGUUAGCUCUGAUACUGACGAUGAUUUUUGCUUCAUAGCAGACGAAGAACGACCUCAUUGUGGUAACCAGGAAGUUCCAAUUCUUGAGGAACCUAUCCGCAUAGUAGAUAACCAUUUUAGUGUUCCUACGGGGAAACCAGACUUGCUGUUGGCACCAAAAGAGUUCCCGAUGGCAGUAACUAGAUAUACGAUAUGUGAAAUGUCUGUUACAUGGCAUUUGUAUGGCGGGCACGAUUUUCUAACGGAAGAAGAUAAGAAAAAGGCCAAGACAAAAAUUUCUCAGGUAGAGAAUAACUUUGCGCAUUUGCCGAUGUCUGAAGCGUAUAAAUGUGGUGUUAGCUACUCUAAAGGUUCUCCAUCGGUAUGCUUUGGUCCAACAUUGACGCAAAAGUUAACUUGGAAGGGUCGUGGUGGACCGGAACGAAGGCACGAUAUAAUGAUGGAAGUUCAGUUGAACAAAGUCAAAUUUUCGCACGAAGUUUAUCCAUCGAAUACGGAGCAGGCCUCCAGACAGGUGCUUUUAAUCACAGAGUUAGAGAUUUGGGAUCGCUUAGCCGUAUCAGAUAUAAAAAAAUUUCUCUACCAGUCUAGUGUCGGUCAACGAAGCAGCAAAGGGCACAAUCACAUGAUAGUUAUCAAAUCGCUUCACCUGCGUCCAAAUCCUGCACUUUCAGCACAAGAGUGUUGUUUGCGGAUAUCUGUGCAACCCAUACGACUCAACAUCGAUCAAGAUUCGCUACUUUUCAUGGUUAACUUCUUUAACCAACUUGGGGGUGGCGGAGAUUUAACUGAUUAUGGAAUGCAACACCAACCAGGACGGAGUAAUAUUACAACAUUGUCCCACCAGCAGCCAGUUAUGAUGGUUGAACUACCAGAAGCAGCACAAGAAUUACAAGCUAGAAAAAUGGUGUCGGAAAAUUUGAUGCUUCUUAUUGAUGAAGAUGAAAAAAAUAAAGAGCAACAGGAAACCAGCAGCGAAGCAGGGGAUGAUAUACCUCCAGUAUAUUUCCGUAACGUAAUUUUCAGUCCUGAUGUUCCUAUACGUAUUGACUAUCACGGUAAAAGAGUUGAACUGUCUCGUGGACCACUAGCCGGUUUGCUAAUGGGCCUCGGGCAACUGCAGUGUUCUGAGAUCAGGUUGAAAAAAAUAUCUCACAGGCACGGUAUUUUGGGAAUGGAUCGUCUACUUAAUUUUUUGCUUCAGGAAUGGCUACAAGACAUUAAAAAGAAGCAACUUCCCAAAAUUCUCGGUGGUGUUGGACCUAUGUAUUCAUUAUUACAACUCUUUCAGGGUAUAUGGGAUUUAUUCUGGCUUCCAAUCGAACAAUAUCAAAAGGAUGGUCGUAUUGUUCGCGGCCUUCAGCGUGGAGCGCAAAGCUUUACGGCAAGAACUGCACUGGCGGCAUUAGAAAUCACCACCAGAAUUAUCCACUUGUUACAGAUAACGGCGGAAACCGCUUACGAUAUGGUUUCCCCAGGACCUUCAGUACGACGCGGUCGAGGGAAUAAGAAAGGCAAGCGAAAACGACUGCAUCCUCCUCAAGACAUUCGUGAGGGAAUGACUAAUGCUUUACAGAUCGUGAAGGAGGGUAUAAGUGACACUGCGCAUAAUUUGGUUGAGUUGACGGCCUUAGAACACGAUCAGAAAGGAUAUACUGGUGCUGUCGGAGCUGUAAUGCGUCAAAUUCCGCCAAUGGUUGUUCAGCCACUUGUGUUGGCCACACAAGCCACUAGCAAUGUGCUCGGUGGUGUCAAGAAUCAACUUGUACCGGACGCACGGGCUGAAGCACGCGAAAAAUACAAAGAUGAUGUGGAAUGAGCAGUGCGAUUUUUGUAAUUUUUUAAUGGAGUUAUGGACGUUCGAUCCGUGAUACAAAAUGAGUUAUCUUUCGGUUGUAAAUUUUAACAUAAGAUUUCAGUUUCGUCGCGAAAUAGGCAGUUUAUAUUUUCACUCUUUACAUCUAUGCGUCCUAUAUCAGCUACAGUAGAACUACACACUGGAAUUUUUUUGCCGGAUCUCGGUAAUUUUUGCCGAGAACGGCACCACUCAGUGCUCGGUUAGAAAAAUAAUGACAGCUGUCACAUUUUUUCGAAAAUCUCGGUUCAACCUAACUGAAGUUUCGGCACAAAAUAUUAACGAGCCGAAAUAUCAGUUAGGUGAACCGAGAUUCACGAAAAAAUGUGAUAGCUGUCAUUAUUUUUUUUAACCGAGCACUCAGUGGUGCCGUUCUCGGCAAUAAAUUACCGAGACCCGGCAAAAAAUUUUAAGUGUGUAGAAGCUUUUAACCGAUACAAAAAGUAUGUGAUAAACUUGAAACUUGCUGUAUCAAUUUGCAGUUUAAAAAUUAAAAUCAUGGUUUUGAAAGGAGCAUUCUAUUUUAUUAAUAAUAAUCUUGAUUUCCAACUGUUUUGGCAGCAUAAAGAUAAUAAAAACUGAAAAGUCGCACCAAUUGCAGUAAUUGAAUAUGAUAGAUGGCAAAACUCUCUAAAACUUAUUCUUACAAGACAACGUUUAUUCUACUGCAGAAGAAGCUCUCUUCUUAUGGAUUGAAGUUAAGUUGUAGAGAUCGCCUAUAUUUCUAAACUAAUAUCCCCAUAACAUAUUUUCGUAAAACAGCGGUUUUUUGUCUAAAGGAUAAAUAAUAAAUUAAGAUACAUGAGUGGCUUGGAAUGAAUAUUGACUAUGAAGUUUUUUAUCAGUCGUUUAUUAAAAAGUCCACUUAGUUUUUUUUUCUAAUCGAAAAUGUUUUGGUAAAUGUAAGUGCGCAUAAAAGAAAACAAUCUAAUUAACUUACUUGAAUUAGGUUCGAAUUUGCAAACAGUUUGUAUUUAUACUGAUAUGAAAAACUAAAAACAUUUUGAAAGAAAAUGUAAAAAGGAACAUAAAUAAAAUAUUUAUACUUGAAA
This is a messenger RNA of Wyeomyia smithii (pitcher-plant mosquito), 8701 nucleotides long. Its product is annotated as autophagy-related protein 2 homolog A. The record is from RefSeq and is a predicted model, not a curated record. Lineage: Eukaryota; Metazoa; Arthropoda; Insecta; Diptera; Culicidae. Gene Ontology annotation, molecular function: phosphatidylinositol-3-phosphate binding. Bases 780 to 7613 code for a protein of 2277 amino acids. Gene Ontology annotation, cellular component: phagophore assembly site; extrinsic component of membrane. Gene Ontology annotation, biological process: piecemeal microautophagy of the nucleus; reticulophagy; autophagosome assembly. The transcript has 12 exons.